CAGCAAGCGACGGCGAGCGAGAAGGUCCUCACAGACAGGCAUGAAAAUAGAAGUGAAAGCUGUCUCGAGAAAAAUAGUUUUUAUAUAAAUAAUUACAGUUAAAUCUACUUUAUCAGUAACUGUUAAGCUCUGAUAAACGGCAUCAUGUUUAUCUCUUCACAAAACUCACCGCCCUGCUUCAAAGAUUUCACCCUCGUCAUGCCAGCAGUGGCUGUUGGUAAUGUGGGCCAGCUGUCUGUGGACCUCAUCGUGUCGACUCUCAACAUGAGCAGAGUGGGCUACAUACACACAGACUGCCUCAUCCCCAUGACGGGAAACAACCCGUACGCCACCUCAAAGGAGAACGCUGAGGAGCUGCACACUCCUGCAGAAGUUUACAUGGCAACAGAUCUGAAGCUGGCAGUUCUUCAAAUCCGAGCACCAAUUAUCCAGUCAAAAUCCAAAAAGUUCCGUCAGCUGCUCGUUUCUUGGAUCAAAUCCAGCGGGUUCUCCAGGACCGUCGUUCUGUCCAGCAGUCAGGCCUACCAGAGGGACGACCAGCAGAUGCAAGGCACUCCUUUGAGGUACCUGGUCACUCCCUCCCUGCUGAAGGAAAGCGCGGACGCCUUGAAAGAGCUCAGCUGGAGGGAGAUGGAGCGAGUGGCAGCCUACCCGGGUCUGACGGACACCAACACAGAGCCCCGCCUUUACGUCCCUGGAGGAGGCAUAACCAAAGGACUCUACACAGACAGCUGUACAGAGGACAUCCCGCUGGCUGUGCUGCUGCUCUUCUGUUCGGAAGGAGACAACAUCCCAGACGCCUUCACGCUCGUCAACCACCUCAACGACUGGCUUCAUCUGCUGGACGACCCUAGCCAGAAGCCCAACAAAUGGAAGAUCCCGACAUCCUGGAAUCUCCUUUUUGGCAGUGGUAUUCCUCCAGCACUCUUUUAAGCUUAUAAUUAGUUUCUGGGAAAAGCAGCAAAAUCUCAUAUCCAUGUUUUUGUUUUGUUUUGUUUACCUGUUCUGAACCCACGUACUUCCCAACAGCUUCCUCUUUAUUAUCCUAAUCUUUUAGGUGCACAAACAAAAACAUCAUGUACAGGAAUUGACCUAAAUGAGCACUUCUGGAAUAUUAUUUUUUAGUUUUGCAGCAUUUGAAUGUGAUUUUCAAAUAAAACAUUGCGACAUGAA
This is a messenger RNA of Eleginops maclovinus (Patagonian blennie), 1173 nucleotides long. It is a transcript of the gene psmg2, whose product is annotated as proteasome (prosome, macropain) assembly chaperone 2. Bases 145 to 933 code for a protein of 262 amino acids. Lineage: Eukaryota; Metazoa; Chordata; Actinopteri; Perciformes; Eleginopidae. Gene Ontology annotation, cellular component: nucleus; cytosol. The transcript has 7 exons. Gene Ontology annotation, biological process: proteasome assembly. The record is from RefSeq and is a predicted model, not a curated record.